AUGGGCCGAGAUGGUCAGGUCGUGAAUGCCAUAAUGGAUAGGCAGAUGUUCUCGGGUGUGGUAUUGGGUAGCGGGGCUGCGAAGUUGGGGGUUAACUUAGCAGAUUACUGGAGGACUGAGAAGCCUACCAGGCAGACAAGGGGGAAUAGCAGUAUGAGUCGACGUGGUGGCUAUCAAAAAUGGGAUGCUAAGAAAAUGACAAUGAAAAAACUUAUUUAUUAUGACAGCGACUUAGCACCGAGGUUUGAUGAUGAUGACGAUGAUGGAAAAGAAUUCGAUCCACGUCUGUUCAGAGUGCAAGGACGAAGCAUUGGUAAUGCGUAUGGACGCGGUGGAAGAGGAAAAGGAAAUGGAAAAGAUCGUAUGUCGUUAAAAAUUCAUCUUGAUAAUAGACGUGAUAGGCAGCUGCAACGUGGUGUUGGUGGUAGCGCGACUACUACUGCAGUCGUUAUGAAUCAAAUUAAGGUUGUAAAAGGAGCUACAAUUGGGAAGGAUUUUAUUAUGCGAUCAAUCGGACAAUAUAUUGAUGACGUAAAGCCUUUGCUGUUUAGAGUGGAUCGAGGCGACAUAACAUUUUUCAUUGAAGAUGACGACACAGCUGCGGCAAUUCAUGCAAUAUCAAGGCGUGUCCGAGAUCCGAAUACAAAUGCGCCAAUUACUUUUCUGUUAUCACGUGUAUCAGCCGGUUUUGCUACAAUAUCAAUGACUGAAAGAGAACUGAUUGCGGAGUGCUUGAAGAAACGUUAUAAUGUGGAAACACGUGCUCUUGACUUGAGUGAGUUCGGCUUAGAUGAAUGAACUGUUGAGAAACCGUUGGAUGAAAAACCCAUUCUGUUCCGCUCGAGAAGUUUGCAUCUUUCUUUAACUCGUAAUAAUAUUAUGAUGGCAGUUGUUGAUUUGAUCGAUCAACAUUAUGGAGGUGUCAUAGCUUUAAGCAUGAAGGUUCCGUUCUGUUUACAGGGAAACCGUCUUCGCUUCUUAGAUUUCUUUGCAUGUCUUCUUUAUCGUAUCAAAAAUGUAAAAACAUUGGAUUUGUCAGCUAAUCAGAUUGACAAGGAAUCGGAAUUGGAGAAACUGAAAGGAUGGCCGGUCGAGACAUUAUUUUUUGAAAACAAUCCUUUAUGUGGUUCAUAUUCGUCAGCAGAAACUUAUUUAAGCGCUGUUCAUCGCGUCUUCCCGAAGGUGACCAUGCUGGAUGGUAUUCCGGUCCAGCCGUCUGCUUCUUGUUCAGUACCAGAUUUAGAUGAAAAUGCCAAGUUACCGCCAUUUAAGCCAAGCUUUUAUGGCACCGAUGAUCAUCGCGCUCUUAUCGAAGCAUUCAUUGUCGAGUUUAUGGCAGCAUAUGAUGACCCGGAUGUUAACAACAGGAAAAAUUUGAUUAAUGCUUAUGAUGAAAAUGCUACAUUUACGGUAUGCGCGGAAAAUUUGACAGAUGCAAAUGAAAGAAAGCCUUAUUUUAACCCAAGUAUAUAUAGUACGUAUCGUAAAACAUCACACAAUGUCAAGUGUAUGGAAAGAUGGGAACGUUUUCGGGAAAAAGUAAUAUAUAAAGGAGCUAUGGAUAUUAUUGUUGCUCUACGAAAACUUCCAGUAACCAAACAUUUGAUGGAUACAUUUUUGGUUGAUGUUUCUUUAAUAACUGAUAAGCAUAUGUGUUUCGCUGUGGAAGGUUUCUUUCGCGAUGGUUUGGAGAAAGUUGGUGAUGACGACGAACUCAGAUUUUUUUGUCGUAAUUUUGUUGUUGUGAAUAAAGGUGGUGGAAAAAUAGCGGUUGUCAACGAUAUGUUAUUUGUCAGUGGAGUGUUUAUGGAACGAAUACAGCGCUACAAGUCGAUGAUUACGAAUGCCUUAAAGAUACCUCCAGAUACCGCAGUUGCAACAACGGAUGCAAUGGGUGGAAUGUCUAUAGCAGAUAGUACUCAGAGUCUUGUUGCAUCAAUUCCUGAACAACAGGGACCGACACUGGCGGAGCGUGCUGCGGCAGGUGAUGAGCAAUUACAACGACAAAUGGUUGAAGCAUUUUGCCAGGAAAGUCGAAUGAAACCAGAGUGGUCAAAGAAAUGCUUGAUUGAUCAAAAUUGGAAUUACGAGGCUGCGGGGCAAGCAUUUCUGGCUGUACGUGAUAGGAUUCCAGCUGAAGCUUUUCAGUAA
Acanthocheilonema viteae is the source of this 2151-nucleotide messenger RNA. The record is from the annotation of a GenBank genome assembly. Lineage: Eukaryota; Metazoa; Nematoda; Chromadorea; Rhabditida; Onchocercidae.